Molecule: messenger RNA, 1100 nt
Organism: Ceratosolen solmsi marchali
Lineage: Eukaryota; Metazoa; Arthropoda; Insecta; Hymenoptera; Agaonidae
Gene: stas
Product: Transmembrane protein stas
Exons: 3
Coding region: 61-1062 (333 amino acids)
Biological process (GO): autophagosome assembly
Cellular component (GO): endoplasmic reticulum membrane
Source: RefSeq, a predicted model, not a curated record
UGUCUGUGCAAAUAAAAAAUAAUGGAUUCCAAAAGAAAAUAGUAAACUAUAUAAAUAGUAAUGGUGUCGACAAUGGUUCGCGCUCCGAACGGUGGUAGCGCUUUUGUAACAUUGUGUACUUUUGAACGAAGUACCAUCAUUUGGAUUGAUAUUGCUGGGGUAUGCCAGGCCGAGUAUACUAGGAAUUCUUUUCCAAGUGUCACUAGUAAUUCAUUCGUUAAAGUCAAGAAUUUCCCGGGUAUGGAAAAUAAAAUAUCAACUCAAAAAGGCCUUUUAACCGUUGGUCUAAUUUUCAUGUUAUCAUCCGCAUCUCUAUUUUAUGUUUACAUGAGUUUUCCAGAACUACAAGAAGAUGAAAAACAAUAUAUAAAAUUACCACUUGAUAUUCAAGAUGCUAAGAAUCUUGGAAAACUAUUAGAAUCAUACAAAGAUUUAUAUUACAUUCAAGUUUUAACUGGACUAUUUGUAACAUAUAUUUUGUAUCCUUUUCAUGUUCUAUGCAAUUAUAAUAUUAGGUUAUAUUUAAAUAUUUUUUCCUUAAAUAAUUACAAUAGUUUACAAACGUUUGCUAUUCCUGGAUCAAUUUUUUUAUCGAUACUCUCCGGAUUUCUCUUUCCUUUUACAUUAGCUCUUACACUGGUUUGUACUUGUAGUGCAAUUGGAGCUUCUCUUUGUUAUCUACUUUCUUCCUUGGUUGGAAAGAAAUUAGUACACAAAUAUUUCCCAGAGAAAGCAAAAAUUUGGGCCGAAACCGUGACCAAGCAUAAGGAUAAUUUAUUAAAUUAUAUCUUAUUCUUACGAAUUACCCCGUUAUUACCAAACUGGUUUAUAAAUUUGGCAAGUCCAGUAGUUGGAGUACCUAUGUUGCCAUUCACAAUAGGAACAUUUUUAGGUGUUGCACCUCCCUCAUUUGUUGCUAUACAAGCUGGACAGACUUUAAAUAAGUUGACUUCAUCUAGCGAUGCAUUUUCAUGGAAUAGCUUAAUUUUAUUAUUUAUCUUUGCAUUGCUCUCCCUCGUACCUGUUGUAUUUAGGAGCAAACUUAGGGAAAAAUUCGAAUAAAUUAAAAAAUUUUUUAAAUAAUAUUCUUGAUUAUUGAC